Prorocentrum cordatum is the source of this 219-nucleotide messenger RNA. NCBI's taxonomy places the organism in Eukaryota, Dinophyceae, Prorocentrales, Prorocentraceae. The record is from the annotation of a GenBank genome assembly.
AUGCUCUCCUUUUCUUCAGAAGAGCAGGAGCCGCCCCCGGAAGCGCGCAAGGGCUUCGGGAACUGGUACAACUACGACCGGAGGCCGCUCGCCUGGGACUGCCGGUGCACGCCGCUUUCCAGCGGCUGCGACGACGUGCCAGAGGCGGAGGCGGGCCAGGAGCAGCUGAACGCGAGCGCGUCCUCGGGGACGGCGCAAGGUGGGACGGCAAUCUUCUAG